GUUGAUGCUAGUGUUGCAAAUUUAAUAAACAUAUCGACAUUUGGCAAACUAUCUGGAGGCACAUCAUUAAUCAAACCUUACCAGCUGCGAUCAGGUUGCAACGAUCAAUACAUCGUGAUGGACUUUAAAAGAAAAUUAAAUGCAAAUGGUCUCUUUGGCGAUCCGAUGACGAAGCUGAACUUCAUGUCAGACCCUAGCGGUUCAGGCAGCAUCCGGAUCAAAGGUGAUGCUGUGAGAAAGUUUCUUUGCUUUAGUCGAAAUGGACGACUCAUCAAUCGAACAAACGGAGGCAGCUCACGGUGCAAGUUCUACGAAGAACCUCACCAAAACUAUAUCAAACUACAAUCAGUGGCAAACGCCAAGUGGUACGUAGGCUUUAAGAAAAGCGGGAAAAAGAUGAAGGGAUACGCUAGGAAAGACAGAUGGAUGAGGGAAAAGUGUUUUAUGUUCAUAAAAAGUGAGUUCAAUACCACACAUACGAGGCCGAAGACUGAACGCUUUUUAGAAGCCAAAGUUGAAAAGUUACAGAAAACGUACCACUUACAGGACAAAUACCGAGGCCGGCGAUGA
This is a messenger RNA of Candidula unifasciata, 570 nucleotides long. Lineage: Eukaryota; Metazoa; Mollusca; Gastropoda; Stylommatophora; Geomitridae. The record is from the annotation of a GenBank genome assembly.